AUGGCCACUAUAUUGCCUAUCAAUGACGUUGAGGUCGGAAUGGAGAAGUGGACAGCAAAAGUCACUGUCCAAGAGAAACAACAAGUUACCUCAUCACGUAGCACACCAACUAAGAAACAAAAGUUUAUCUUCAUUGAUUCUGAGGGCUCAAAGGUUGAAGGAAUCGUCUUUAAUGCUGACAUUCCUAUAAUGAGCUCCAGAAUAGAGGUUUACAAAAAGUACCUCAUCUCUAAUGCUCAGGUCAAAAAAAUCCCUGAUGACUUUAAAACCACUGAGAUUGCAAAGCAAUGGAUAAUCACUAGUCGAACAAUUAUUGAAGAAAUUGUCGAUGAAGAGGAUGUUAUAGCUGCAAAUUUUACGUAUACCAAGUUUAAGGACUUGGCACAGUACAUGGAUCGAAAGGACAUUUCUGUUGAUAUUAUGGGAAUUGUUAUUGCUGCGUUGGAUGAAAAAAUUGUCACAAAAAAUUCAAAGGAAUCACGAGUCCGGAAGCUUGUCAUUGUUAAUGAAGAAUUGCAGACACUUAUGCUGUCCAUGUGGAAUGCUUUUAUUGAUACUGAAGGCUCCAAGAUUAUUUCAGAAAUUCAGAACUACCCUGUUCUUAUUGGAAGAAGGCUAAAGGUUCAAAAUUAUAAUGGAGUUGCUCUUUCUACCUGGUUUGAUUCAGCAAUCCUUGUAAAUCCACCUAUCCAAGAAGCAAGGGAACUCAAGAACUGGGCAAGUAGAAAUGCCAAAUGCCUUGCAGACAUUAUUGAAAAGAGAACUUACAAUCGAUACAAUCCUGAUAUCUCUUUCCAGGCAGAUCAAAAAACUACUGAUAUAGCAAAUAUCGACUCAAAACAGAAGAAUAUAUGGGUGAACGCAUCAUUCUCAUUUGAGCACAUCUUCCAAAAAUUUUGGUACAUCGGCUGUGAAAAAUGCUUCCGCUCUACGUCUGCAGACUAUGGUGUCUUGUGUAAAUUUGAUGUUGAUCUAUCUGAUGACACUGGAACGGUCACAGCCACAUUGUUUGGUGAUUUAGCUGAGAAACUGCUAACGUUCACAGCAAAAGAAGCAAUGGAUCAUUAUUAUCAGAAUAUGCCGUUACCACUUGAAAUUCUGCACGAGGAGCUAAAAGCAACAAAGUCCCUUGCGCACAUUAGACCUGUACACACCCUCCUAGCUGAUGCAAAACAGCGCUUCACAAUGGUAUACUAUAAAGAGGCUUCUCAUGAACAAGUUUCUAUUACAAAAUCAAAUGAACAGGCCUUUACAUGUCCUUCAUCAGGCGAAACCUCUUCUUCCAAGGCCAAAGCUUGUCUUCUUAAAAAAUUUGACGAAUCUGAUGAAACUAGCCAAUUAAGCUCUGCACCUCUUCAGACCAGCCCCAGGAAAAAGGCCAGACAAGCUUAA
Molecule: messenger RNA, 1392 nt
Organism: Coffea eugenioides
Lineage: Eukaryota; Viridiplantae; Streptophyta; Magnoliopsida; Gentianales; Rubiaceae
Product: replication protein A 70 kDa DNA-binding subunit B-like
Exons: 10
Coding region: 1-1392 (463 amino acids)
Source: RefSeq, a predicted model, not a curated record